Cladocopium goreaui is the source of this 171-nucleotide messenger RNA. The record is from the annotation of a GenBank genome assembly. NCBI's taxonomy places the organism in Eukaryota, Dinophyceae, Suessiales, Symbiodiniaceae.
AUGGAUCGCACGGCCAAGGAUCGCGAUCGCAGCCGCGGCCGCGAGGACCCGGGGGGCGGAAGCAUGCCAGAUCCGCUGACAGAUCCAGCGAUCGAAGACGAAGAGAAGAUGCACGAGACAGAAGACGGUGAGGACAGGGAGCUUCAGGUGAUUCGGUGUUCCAAGAUCUGA